Messenger RNA from Erythranthe guttata (spotted monkey flower), 1888 nucleotides. NCBI's taxonomy places the organism in Eukaryota, Viridiplantae, Streptophyta, Magnoliopsida, Lamiales, Phrymaceae. The record is from RefSeq and is a predicted model, not a curated record.
CCAAUUAAAAAAAACUUCAUCUAGAGCAAAUUGCACUUCACUCCCUACAAAUUUUCAAUUUUGCCACUUUCCGCCCUCAAAAUUCAAAAAGUGUGUGCCUUCAAACUUUUAUUUCUGUUACGCGUUGCUCUAAUAGCCAAUUUCGGAUGGAUUACUCACUGAAUUGCGCAUUUUUGUUGCACAUUACCCCUUAACAUAUUGUUUUCAUUGCACGUUGCUCCUUUCAAAAGUUAUUUUUGUUGAAUGCUGCAUCUUUAAAAUGUUUUUUUUUUGUUUGCACGUUGCCCACCGAAAAUAGGAUUUUGGGGGCAAAGUGCAACCGGAACAAUAUUUUAAAGGGGAGUCAUCUCGUUUUUUAAAUUUUAGGGGGAAAAGUGUGAAUCUAGAAAAUUUAUAGGGGCAAAGUGAAUGUUGUCCUUUAUAAUAAUACCUCAAUUCUUAAAAAGAAAAGUUUUGUUUUGUUUAUUGUUAUCUCCGUAUAGGGGAAAAGGUUUUGUUUUGUUUAUUGCAAUUCAAAAUUCAAAAUUGUCUCUCCACUCUCUCUCUCCCCCUCUGUUUAUCCCUCUACUAGAUCGGCUGGAUAGUCUUACAAGAAAUAAAGGCGUUAUUCUCGGAGCUCUCCCCAAUACAAAAUCAUCCCUCUUAUCUUUCUUGAAAUUCAGGGGGUGGGCAGCUUCAGACUCUGUCAGCAAAAUAACAUAUAGCCUCAUAUAAAUCAUCCUACAUUAUUUUGCUAUUUACAUAAUGUCUGGUCUUAAGAGCUCUCUCUCACAAGGGGUACCUAAACACAAGUCGGUUAAUCACGGGAUUACCGUUAAUAAGUACGCUAAUCCUUUCGAUUCGGACGAUGAUGAGUUGGAUAGCAAUCAAACCAUUAAAAACCCCGUAACCGCAUCAAAUUUGAGCACAAAUCCUUUUGAUGACGGUGAUGUAAAAGGUACCUCAUCAUCUCAAAUCCAUCUCUCUCCGGCAGCCGAAAAUCGAUACAAGAAAGAUUUCACAGACUGUGGGGGAUUCGAGAAUCGGGCCCCCCUACAAGAACUGGAAGAAUACGCCGUCUCUAAAGCUGAAGAGACGACUAAGACGGUCAACAAUUGUCUCAAGAUUGCUGAGGGCAUAAGAGAAGAUGCUUCUAGAACAUUAGUAAAUUUACAUCAACAAGGAGAGCAAAUUACGAGAACUCACAUGGUUGCUGCUGACAUGGACCGUGACCUUACUCGGGGGGAGAAGCUUUUAGGAAGUCUUGGUGGAAUUUUCUCCAAGACAUGGAAGCCUAAGAUGACUCGACAAAUAAUCGGCCCUACAAUCACCAAAGAUUAUCCAGUACUGCAUAGAACGGGAAACCAAUUAGAGCAGAGGGAACGAUUGGGGUUGACUUCUUCGGCCCCGAAGGACGAACGAUCACAUGCACCUCAUGAACCCGCAAAUGUAUUGCAGAAAGUAGAGGUGGAAAAGGUGAAACAAGACGACGCCCUCGUAGAUUUAAGUAAUAUUUUGGGAGAGCUAAAGAAUAUGGCUAUUGACAUGGGAUCUGAAAUUGAAAGGCAGAACAAAGCUCUGGAUCAUGUUCAUGAUGAUGUCGAGGAAAUUAAUUUCCGAGUGAAAGGUGCGAAUCAGCGUACCCGUCGUUUGCUUGGAAAGUAGAUGCAUAACUCAUUGGCUUGAGUUUUUGCAUGUAUGUAUAUUUGGUAUUCAAACUUUGAUAUGAUGCUAUUAUUGUGUUCAUAUUCAACUACAUUUUAUUAUUUUUAUUAUUAUUACAGCUCCUUGUUCAAACAACUAUUCAAAGUUUGUAGUGCCGCCCCUUGUAUGACUUGUCCAAAUACUCUUCCCUUUUUAUCAAAUUUGAUAUAUUGUUACCAAAUUUAACCAUUUUUUUCUUUACAAU